Molecule: messenger RNA, 901 nt
Organism: Emericellopsis atlantica
Lineage: Eukaryota; Fungi; Ascomycota; Sordariomycetes; Hypocreales; Bionectriaceae
Product: acyl-CoA N-acyltransferase
Exons: 1
Coding region: 347-889 (180 amino acids)
Molecular function (GO): acyltransferase activity, transferring groups other than amino-acyl groups
Source: RefSeq, a predicted model, not a curated record
GCUCGCAUGUUGGUGCCUUUUGGUACUGGAGGGCUCUUAGCCACCGUCGACCCAGCUGCUAAAGCUUUAGGUUGCCCAUUUCAUCGCUCAGACAGUCAGAUAUACCAUUAGGUCCCUGUCGGUGAUGCUCGUAUCGGUCUGUCAACAGCGCCCUUGGACGUACAUGUAUGCGCGCGCGCCCUUCAGGCUACUAUGGACAAAUGUACCCGAAAAUGCGCUUUUAAAUUGCUGUGCUUAUGCCACACAUUCAGCACCUUUACCAAUUCUUUCUCCAAAUCAUCCCCAUUUCAAUCACCAUCUCUUCGUUUACACCUGCACUUAUUAGAUCACACCGUUGAAACCAAUCAUGGCUGGUGAGCUUCAAUUCCGCGUCGCAACCGUCGACGACGCAGAGCCGCUCCGACAGCUCAUCGAGGCUGCCUUUCGCGCAGAAGAUUCAAGAGAAGGCUGGGUCGACAAUCUGGGCCUGGGAGCUGCCUUUCGCCUGAAGCUCGACGUCGUCCUGGGUAUCAUCAAUGAUGCAGACAGCGACAUGCUCAUGGCCUUUGACAAUGACGGCACACUCCUGGGCACUGUGACCGUCGCGCAUAAGGGGCCGGGGCGCGGCAGGAUUAUUUUUCUCGCCAUACAGAAGGAACAUCAGCAAGGUGGCCUUGGACGAAAGAUCCUCGCCCACGCGGAGGACUACGGCCAGCAGCGCUGGGGCAUCACGAGGUUCGGGCUCAACGCGUUGUCGGCCCGGACAUUGCUCAUCUCGUGGUACACGCGACGUGGCUACGCGAAGACGGGGGAGACGACCCCGUUUCCGCGUGACGCGUUACCAGAUUCCGUUGCACCGGAAGAUCUGUACUUUGUCGAGAUGGAGAAGAUCGUGGGCCCAGAGUCAUGAGGCAUCGAAGGA